AUGGCUAAGAAAGGGAAAAAGCAGCAGCAGGAACCUUCCGGAGGCGCGCCGCCUAUAGUACCGGCGACACGCAUCUCCUGGCCGAAACUGAGAGGGCACCGCGACCUGACGCCGCACCUAAUCCGUGGCUGCGAAGUGUUCACUGUACCAGGAGCGCUGUCCCCAGAGGAAUGCGCGGAAUUUAUCGCGCAGGCGGAGCGCGUGGGGUUUCAGUGGCAGGGCAGCGGUGGUCCGGCUAAGGGCGAGGCGUACCGAGACAACCACCGGAUAUCUGUUGAGGAUAACGAGCUGGCUGCACACCUGUGGGACCGACUGGCCCCGGUGCUUCAGCCGCUGCAAGCUGGUAACCGCAAGGCGGUGCGUCUGAACCCCAACAUGCGCGUGUACCGCUACAGCCGGGGCCAGCAGUUCGGCGCGCACAUAGAUGAGAGCGUGACAGUAGCGGGGGGAGGACGGACAGAGUAUACACUCCUGGUGUAUCUGUCUGGUGCCCCUUCCACUUGGGAAGGGCGGGAGGAGUGGGAGGAGGGAGAGGGAUAUCGGGAGGAAGGGGAGGAGCAGGGGGAAGGUGGGGUUGGGGCGGAGGGAGACGGGGAGGGAAAGGGGGAGAGGGAUGGAGAGGGGGCGGUUGGGGAGGGAGCGAGGGAGGGAAAUGGAGGAGAGGGACGGUGGAGGAGAGAGAAGGGGGUGGCAGGAGGUAGAGGGAAGGGUGGAGUCGGGAAGCAGCAACACCAGCAUCAGGAGCAGCUGGUGGGAGGAGAGACAGUGUUUUAUGUAGGGGCGAGGUCACAAGAAAGCUUCGAGGUGAGUCCGGAGGUUGGGAUGGCGUUGCUACACAGGCAUGGGGCGAGAUGCUUGCUGCAUGAGGCCAUGGAGGUGAAGGCUGGAAUCAAGUACGUGCUGCGCUCAGAUGUGGUCUUCAAAUGA
Closterium sp. NIES-65 is the source of this 927-nucleotide messenger RNA. The record is from the annotation of a GenBank genome assembly. NCBI's taxonomy places the organism in Eukaryota, Viridiplantae, Streptophyta, Zygnematophyceae, Desmidiales, Closteriaceae.